AUGGGUAGUGCUAGUGCCCAAAUAGAAGAUAUAUGGGAUAGUAUAGAGCAGAUUUAUCCUAAAGUUCAAUUUAAAGUUCCUAAUUUCGUUUCUAUAGAUAAAUCCGAAUCUGCGUUUUUUGACUAUUUUACAGAUUUUAGUUUUGUAGAAGACACAAAAAAAAUUUAUAAUAAAUAUAGGGAUAAUAGAAAGACAGUUUGGUUUCCUUUAAUCAAUCUUGUCAAACAUAGAUAUAUUUUCUUUGUUGGUAAAAAGAUCUAUAGGGAUAUAGAUCAUAAUCUUAAGAUACCAGAUAAAAAAACUGUUAUUUUAGAUCUUCAGGCUAUACAAGAUUAUUAUGUUAAACUAUUUAAGAUACCUAUUGACUUAAAUAUACGUAACGUUAAAAAUGAAUUAUAUACAAUUGGGAUAACAGUACCUUUAAGGAAAUUUGAUAUUGAAAUUGAUACAAUAACCGCUAGAAUGAUAAAUGAAUUAAAAGAAAAAUACCCACACCCUGAGGAUGAUGAUAAAGAAGAUGAAAUAACUAAAGCAAUGUAUAAUCAACUAAGGCCCAUAUUAGAAAAUAGCAUGUUAAUGAGUCCUGAAGAAGUAUUAAAGAAGUGGCACAUAGCAUACAGUUGGGGUUUCCCAUAUAGAUUUUUAGAUGAAGGUAACAUAGCUAUUCCUAGUGUUAGCCACGUAUUUUUAAAAGAUGAAGUCUUAAAAUUAUCAAAAGUGGAAAUAGAAGAAAAGAUUAGAAGUAUAAUUGCAAUGGAUCCUUUGACUUACUUUAAUGGUAUGCUCGUAAAUAGAUGUCAAAAUAAAAAUUUUGAUUCUAUGAAUGGGUAUGCAAUUGGAAUGUCUAGUGCACAUGCCAUACCUCCACUUAUAUUUGAACAACACAGGUCUUAUAGGGUUCAUUUACAAAUAGACAUUACCUCUAUGGACUUGACCAUGAGUUAUAAUUACAUACGAAUGUUAAUGAAAAUUCAUAUGUUAGGUUAUAUAAAUCAUCCACAACGAGAUAGAAUGAAACAUAGAGGUCAUUCCACUGGGCAGAGCACUGUUAGCCCUGAUAACACUAUAUAUUGUUUAACCCUUUUUGUUGAAGCUUGGAAAGAAUUAACUGGAAUGCCAGCAGAAGACUUUUUCAAAUAUAAUAAAAUCACAGCUUAUGGAGAUGAUAAUGUCCUAAGUAGUAACUGUUUCAAUGAUAAGUGGAAUGAAAACACAUUAUGUGACUAUUUUGCUCGAAAAGGAAUUAGCCUAAGAUUGGAGAAUAAAUCAGAAGGUCUAGAAGGAGUAGAGUUCUUGAGUAAGAUAUAUUCAGAUAGUAAAAAACAAUUAGAAGAAGUCCUUAAGUAUGUACCUGACUAUGCUUGUAAGGUAACUUAUAAACACAAUCGAGAUAAGCUUUUAAUGAAAUUUGAUGAUAUAAAAAAAAAUUCAAAAAAAAAUAAGACUUAUUUACUUGAGUGCAUUGUUGGCUUAGCCAAUAAUUGUGCUCAUUAUUCGGAUAUCCAUGAAAUCUGCGUUAAAUAUUAUAAUGAAUUAAUAGAAGCAUUUUAUAGUCAUAUGAAAGCAAUAAGAAAAUGA
This is a messenger RNA of Dentiscutata heterogama, 1578 nucleotides long. Lineage: Eukaryota; Fungi; Glomeromycota; Glomeromycetes; Diversisporales; Gigasporaceae. The record is from the annotation of a GenBank genome assembly.